This is a messenger RNA of Cooperia oncophora, 387 nucleotides long. The record is from the annotation of a GenBank genome assembly. Lineage: Eukaryota; Metazoa; Nematoda; Chromadorea; Rhabditida; Trichostrongylidae.
AUGCAAUUCUCCAUAUGGACCAUCUACUCUUUGGCAGUAGCGCUUAUCUACGUAGAGCUACCUGAGGCACAUACGCAGUUCCUCAAAACAGCUUCGAAUCGAACAAAUGUGAUCUUGAUUGGACACAUUGGAGCGAUUGGAGCUAUGCCAAACUACGAAAAGGUCCUGGAUCUUGCUAGGCAGGAGCUUCUCGAUGACGGAACGCUUGGAGAUGAUUUCGACAUUGAGAUCAUCUCACGCAAUGGAUGUGGAGAAGCCUUCGAGGGAGUGGCCGCAGCCGCUGAUCUUUACCACAUCGAACACAUCAAUGCAUUCCUUGGACCAUACUGUAAUGCUGGUAAGCUCAAUCAAUUUUCGUUAGCGGCUAGAAAAUAUGUAUAUCUAUGA